Rhizoctonia solani is the source of this 3186-nucleotide messenger RNA. RefSeq names its product kelch repeat-containing protein 3. The transcript is spliced from 5 exons. NCBI's taxonomy places the organism in Eukaryota, Fungi, Basidiomycota, Agaricomycetes, Cantharellales, Ceratobasidiaceae. Gene Ontology annotation, molecular function: protein binding. Bases 1 to 3186 code for a protein of 1061 amino acids. The record is from RefSeq and is a predicted model, not a curated record.
AUGACUGCAUAUUGGCCGUGUCUGGCGAUUCUUGCUGUGUUGGCUAUUAUAGAACCAACAUUGGGAUACACGCCAGAAGCAAGAUGGGGCCAAGCGGCAACCAUACUUGGAAAUACUCUGUACGUUCACGGAGGCAAAGUGGACCCCUACAACGCGUAUACCUAUUCAUCUGCACCGGGUACUAAUGACCUGCUUUCCCUCGACUUGUCAUCUUCGUUCGCGACGUCCGACCCACCAUGGGCAUAUGUCAGCGGUUCCAACGCUGCUUCCACAAGUCAAGGGCCGUCCGUCGCUUUCCAUUCCCUUACAGCCUUUGAUGAGAGAUCCAUGCUCUUGUUUGGCGGAGACGGUGGCCCUCCCAUGCCAUUACCGUCCGGGUCUGACUCGGCAUGGUUGCUCAAUAUAUCGGGACCAAACACUCCGACUUGGAUUAAACAGCCAGAAGCUGCGAGCUCUUUCGGUCGAGUCUGGAUUAUUGGCGGAGAAAAAUCUGACGGCUCUAAUUUACCUGUGGACGGGAACUACGUAUUUCAGCCAUCUGUGCCGUCUUUUGACCUACUCUCAGUCAACAAUGCACCGCCUGUUCUUGUUGGACAUUCCGCAGUAAGACUGGGUGCUAACCUUAUGCUUGUUCUCGGAGGGUAUAAUCCCUCCGGUAAUACUAUGAUGGACAUGAGCACCUUGUGGUUUGUCGACACUAGUCUCCCAGUACCCGUUUGGACCACUUCUAAUGCUUCGGGCGAUGUACCAACUCCUCGCAGAGAAUUUGCUUGUACGGUAUUGGGUGAUGGCAGGGUCUUUUUGCAUGGUGGCGCCGAUGCCACUUUGCAAACAGUAUAUUCGGAUGCCGCCAUCUUGGAUGUCUCUCAACCCCUAUGCGAUGGUCAACCAUUGGCGGGAAGCCAAGUGUUGAUUGCAUUCGGUUAUGGGGUAAACGGUCCCUCAUCUUCCUCGCUACAGAUAUUCGAAAGUGGAGAUAAUUCCUGGGGAAGUACAUUUGUUCCUGUCUUAUCUCCCACUCUACUCCCCUCAGCGUCAAGCCCUGCAGUAACCAUCACUCCCAACCCGCCUACUCAAACUGUACCGCAAGUUUCUACUCGAUCAGAUGGGGUAAUAGUGACUGUUUCUCAGCCAGUCUCUCAACCCAUCAAUACUCAGAUUCCCAUUACUUCUGGUGUAUCAUCACAUGUUUCCGCACCCGGGCCCAUUCCUACAAGGUCUCAAUCGUCCCCCCCUCAUUCUACGCGUAGUCAUUCGUCUGGCACUCCAUCGUCAACUGCCUCUCCUUCCCCCACUGAAAAUACAGAUGGGCCUUCUUCCAACCUCACAAAGAUUGCAAUUAGUGCUGUGAUUGCUGUUGUCGUUCUGGUUGGACUGGUUUUAUGUGGCGCAUAUAUUGCUCUUCGGAGGCGAAGGCCAAUCUGGAGGCGCGGAGACGGAACGGCACGGUUAAUUAGUGGAGAAUCUGGCCCAUCAGGUGCACAUGAAGGAUAUGGGGCGGAUGAGCCCAAGGGUGUACCGGUUGUGAACUCGAGUUGGCAGGCCUUGCAGCCCCCCCGAAGGCAAUGGACACUUCUUGGUUUGGGCACUCGCCCACAAGCCCGGGCACGGUUUGACAUUCUACAUGACGAGGAUAUCAGAGAAUUUGGAGAUAUUUCGGCUAGUCGGACGGAUGUCCGCCGGAACGGGAGUGUGGGAAGUGGUAGGAGCACAUGGGGAGAUAUUGUUAACGCAAGUGCUAGUAGCCUUCGCGUUGUCAGUGCGGCCCUCGGUAUUGGACAAUCUCCUCGCCAAUCAAGCUAUAGCGCCACACCACCUACGGCCCACAACACAAACUUAAGAGAAAAGAACGUUUCAGACCCGUUUCUCGACCCAUACAAUCGUAGCUCGUGGACAGGGCCCAGUGCGGGUCCCUCAAUCUCACGUCCCCGUACCUUCCGACAGGAAUCCUCAUCUAGCUUACGAGAAAUUGUGUAUGCCAAUCCUUUCGAGGACUCGACUAACGAUCCACUUUUGUCGCGGAGUGAGGGUGAUCAGGACGGCCUAAGGUCGCCUCCUUCUCGCGAAGAGCUUGUUAGUGCAUUUCGUCAACAGGAUCUCGAAGAUCAUGGCCAUUACGAUGAUAGCAUUAUCCCUACAUCCUUCGGGACAUAUGGUCUCGCUGCGCUUGGAAGGCCGCACUCAAGUUCCGACCUAGGCCAUUCAAGCGGGUCAGUCUCAUCCCAUAAUGCCACGAUACUCGGGAAUGGUUCCGCUACGGUCGUGGGCUCGACUUCCUCCCAUGAUCAUCAUUCGAUAAGUUUACUUAAUGCCACUCCCUCUGCACCAAUUCGACGUAGCGAUUCUUGGUGGUCUCGUUUCUCGAAAGGAAGUGUGCGAGGCGACCGCAAUGUUCACCAUGACGGCUUCAGCGUAGUUCGCAGAUUGUCCCGAAGCUCAGACCGCCCACCCAAGCCGGAUCCUUACAUCGACUUCCGCGACCCAGCCCCGCCACCCAUCCGCACAAUGGCCCCUAUCAGGGAGUCGCGUAUUAGCCCGGACGCAUCUCCCGCUGAACCUCCUCUUGUCCGACCACCUAGUGUUAUUAUUGGGUCUGUCGGAGCCCAUCGACGUUCCUCAUCUUCUCUGGUAACAGUACAAACAGCGGAUAGCGCCGCCCUGGAGCAGAUGGGCCAACUUGAUAUUAUUCAGCGCGUUAGAACUGCGAGCACGCACCACACUCAGUCAGCUUCUCAAGACACUAAUUCCGAUUCGAUCGAAGAGACGAGCUCAGCACGACCAUCGCGGAGGCCGAGGCUAAGCAUCGUGCCUGGUUCUCCAUCAAAGACCAGUGCGGAGAGUCGCCAGGAAACCAAUACACCUACCCCUUCUCUAUCUGAGGACCAUGGGACUAUCGUAACAUCGCCCACCGAAAUCACGUCAGUUGGACACUCAUCACCGAUCAAGUUGACUGCACCACUUCAGGCUCGCCCCCGCCAAAGGAAUGGCACUGUGGCAGAGCGGGUUGCAGAUUAUGAGCGACGUAUGUCUCAGGCCAACAGUCCGACCACUCCUCGAAAAUCCCCGGUUGGUGGAGAGCCAGACAGUGGGCGUCCCCGGAGUCGAGUUCGAGUUGAAUACGGGCUCGUCCAGCGCCCGGAAUUGUUUAUUGCUAAUCCAGAUGAUGCAACAUCACCUUCCGCUUGA